AUGUUUCACAAUUAUUUGGUUGAAAUGCUUUAUCAGUUCUAUCAAUUGUUGCUGUUCGCAAUUGGUAUAUUAAUAUUUUUGAUAGCAACAUAUACAUUUUUAUUACAUGGUAAUGAAAUUCGAACAUGGACAAUAAUUCAUAGUCCAUUAUCAUCAAAACAUAUGAAUCUAGCUGCUAUUGCUUAUUUAUGUUUAAAAAUUCCUCGAUGGUAUGCACUAGGGGUACUAACUGGUAUUUGUUCAUUAAUUCCAAUACUUGGUACAGCUAUUGUUUGGAUUCCAAUAACAAUUGGUCUUUUUAUUCAACAAUCUUAUGUUAAAGCAAUUAUUACGAUUAUUGUUGGAGCUUUUGGUAUUGCAUCAAUUGAUAAUUUACUUCGACCAGUUUUUUUCUAA
Rotaria sp. Silwood2 is the source of this 396-nucleotide messenger RNA. Lineage: Eukaryota; Metazoa; Rotifera; Eurotatoria; Philodinida; Philodinidae. The record is from the annotation of a GenBank genome assembly.